AUGAAGUGGCUUCGGGACCUAGUGAAGGUUGGGGGCAGCAUCUCCUCAAACUUCAGCUCCUAUCAGCUGCAGAAGAUCCUGGGCUCGGGAUGCUUCAGCACAGUCGCCCUCUGUACCAAAAACAACACCGACCAGAAGGUGGCGUUGAAGGUGGUUAAGCAUCCUGACCGUGAGGCUAAUUUCAUGAGAUACCUGAGUAAGUCUGGAUCUGCGUCCCACCACCUUGUGCAAUGGUUCUGCAGCUUCGACUUCAAUGCUCACUUUUGCCAUGAGUUCGAAGUGCUGGAUAUUGGUCUGGAUAAGUCCUCGACUCUGCCGCUCCACCACAUCCGGCCAAUUAUCACACAGAUGGCCGACGCUUUGACCUUUUUAAAGAGCCUCAAAAUAAUCCAUGGAGACCUGAAUCUGGAGAACAUGCUGGUGGAUCAUGUGAGGAAGCCCCUCCAGGUCAAACUCAUAGACUUCGGACAGGCUCGUCUCGCAAAACUCGCCACACAAGGCACUUGUUUCGGGGCACUUUGCUACAGUUUGGAGAGUCAGUUGUCUGUCUCCCCCUGCCUCUCAAAGCCUAGAGGCCAAAAGAGGAAGCGCGAGGAUGAAGACGAUGAGGAAGAUGUAGAGAAACGUCCUGAGAAACGUUACAGAGGCAAAGGUGUCCUCUAUGUGCUUUUGGAGAGUGACCGUAUUCAGUUGCCCUCCUCUCUCCCCGAGACUCCUGAGGUUUCUCGGCCUCGUGGACAAAAGAGGAAGCGAGAAGACGGGAAGGAGGAGAAGAACGUCCUGACAAACGUUACAGAAGAGCAGAUCUGGUUUGAUCAGGUCAAAAAGGAGGUGGACACAACAGCCUCAAGCUGCAAGGGCUCGUGA
Molecule: messenger RNA, 867 nt
Organism: Knipowitschia caucasica
Lineage: Eukaryota; Metazoa; Chordata; Actinopteri; Gobiiformes; Gobiidae
Source: the annotation of a GenBank genome assembly